Messenger RNA from Aspergillus bombycis, 1569 nucleotides. RefSeq lists its product as uncharacterized. The record is from RefSeq and is a predicted model, not a curated record. Bases 1 to 1569 code for a protein of 522 amino acids. Lineage: Eukaryota; Fungi; Ascomycota; Eurotiomycetes; Eurotiales; Aspergillaceae. The transcript has 2 exons.
AUGGCGGGAGCGGCAGCGGCAGCGUUUUCUUCAGAUGUUUGGUUGUCGUCCGGUGUAGAUUCGAGCCAGCACCAGUGGGAGUUUUCCGUCCCGCUUACACCAAAUAGUGCCGUUCGUCGUUCUAAGUCCCGGUCUUCAUACGAGUCCACCAACCGAUCAAGACGUAAUUCUAGGGGAUCCCGUAGCUCCUCACUGUCAAAGCAUGCCUACGCACAUGAGUUAGGAUAUAUGAGUUCUCGAGGACGAAGAGAUGUUAGCCAUGGCCGGCGCGGAAGCGAAGCUGGGAGCUCGCGGGAUAUCUACGGACAGGAUGCGGCGGGUCGCAGCAUUGGCAAUGUCAGGAACUCGGAGGAUACAUAUAACGGAUCUCUAAGGAAGAGUGAACUGAAGGAGGGUGCCGGACCAUACCCGGAAGCCACAGACGAUACAAACUGGAUCCACCGUGACAAACUAGCGAAAAUCGAAAGUGAAGAGCUGCAGCAGAUCCUCUUCCAGCGCCGAGUAGGGUCAGGGAGUAUUAGGUCCGGGCGUGGGAGACAUCAUGAUAUGCACCACAAUGAGGUUACGACACCGCCGAUAGAACAAAUGGAGCCCUGGCCAAACCUGGAAGGUCAGCAAGAUAUCACUUGCUCCCCGACCGAUCUUGAUAAUAACGCACGCGGCAACUGGGACCUUCGCAAGCCUGAGGAGAUCGCGGCGGACGACGGCGCAUCUAACAUCUACCACAACCCUGGUCUUCGUAAGAGCUCGUCUCGAAUUCCCAUUCCCACUACUAGCACCGCGCCUACGAACCGCUCACGCGCGAAUACGAUUAGUGAUGAGGAGGCCCUCUCAUUUGGUAUGCCUCGCAGGGCUAGUGAGCCUAUCCCAGUGGAUUUGACAGAUGCCUCGCCUCCGGCUGCUGGGAGCCGGCCUGCUAGCCCGGGUGUUCAAGCCCAGAUUAACGCAGCUAAAAAGACGCCCGCUAAGGGUGCAGCUGGCACUGGAGCUCGGAAAACCUCCGCUCCUGCGUCAACAAGGAGGCCGCCGCCCCGAAGUCGUACUACAUCCAAUAACAAUUCUCAGCGUCAGGGGAAGCCGGGUGAUCGUCCGAAAACUGCUGUCAACCGCCCUGAAGGGGACCCCCCGUGGCUGGCGACCAUGUAUAAGCCAGACCCGCGUCUACCCCCAGAUCAGCAAAUGCUGCCCACUCAUGCGAAACGGAUGCAGCAAGAGGAGUGGGAGAAAGAGGGCAAGACACCCACUACGUACGAUCGCGAGUUUGCUCCGUUAGCGGUUGGCCAUGAUGGCCCAAGGCCUGUGGAGAAUAUUGAGAAGGUGGAGGAUCCAGAGAAAAAAGUAGAGCCCACGCCUUCGCAGCUCCAGCCAGAACCACCAAGCGCACCGAAGACCCCAGACCCGAUCACCCGACCCAAUACGGGCACAGGGUAUAGUCCUAUGCCCAAACUGCAAGAGCCUUCCCCAGCGGCUCCGCAAGCGGCAUUGACACCCAAAUGGAGUCCGCCCGUUGUAACGGCCGAGCCACCGCCGCCAAAGGAGAAGGGUUGCGGAUGUUGCAUUGUGAUGUGA